AGAAGAAGGGGAGGAAAGUCCACGGACGUACCUUCGGGCCAGUGCGUUCCGAGAUUUCGCGGCGAGAGGACAACCGUUCCGUCUCAUUCCCUGCCAUUUCACUCUUUCUCUUCGGCUCGGCGUUUUUCUUCGCGCCCACGCUUCUCCGCUCGAAGAGUACCAUGACACCAAGCGGAUCGGAAACUCCCGACAUGGCUUCGGCAAUCAAGCUGUUGUUGAUCACUUGCGUGCUACUUGUCUGCACGGUUAUGGGAGAAUCUGAAGAAGGACAGACUGGAAGAUCGCGGGUCUCCGACGAGCAACUAAAUAUGGCCCUGAGCGACCAGCGUUACCUCAGGAGACAGCUCAAGUGCGCGCUGGGAGAGGCUCCCUGUGACCCGGUCGGAAGACGUUUAAAAAGUUUAGCACCACUGGUUUUGAGAGGCUCCUGCCCGCAGUGUAGCCCGGAGGAAACACGACAGAUCAAGAAGGUCCUUUCGCACAUUCAGCGGACCUAUCCUAAGGAGUGGUCGAAGAUAGUGCAGCAGUAUGCCGGAGUUUCUUAAGGCAGGGUAUAAUUGUGAGCAGCUGAGGGGAAAACAACGAUGCUCCGGAUAAAGAUAGAGAGGGGAGAGAAAGAACGGAGAAGGGAGAAAGGAGGAGAGGAAGGAUCUGCUUAGAAUAGCUGUGCUAAACGAUCGUACAAGUCUCUGGCACCGACGAUUAAAAUUCUUUUUCUUCGUGCAUUCUGCAAAAGGUACCGAGUUCACUCUUUUAUAAC
Molecule: messenger RNA, 760 nt
Organism: Habropoda laboriosa
Lineage: Eukaryota; Metazoa; Arthropoda; Insecta; Hymenoptera; Apidae
Product: ejaculatory bulb-specific protein 3-like
Exons: 3
Coding region: 162-545 (127 amino acids)
Source: RefSeq, a predicted model, not a curated record